AUGGCCAGCACCGCGACCCCCCCAGUGAGAGGAAGCAGUGUGCACAACCUGCUGACCCGCCAGCAUCUGCUUUGUUUGGAUGCCGCAGGCGGCCAGUCUCCCAGCGCCCAGGAGCUGCAGCCGUUCAUGCGCCACGUCUACGUGGUGGGGUGCGGCCACAGCGGCACCAGCGUGCUGAAGCGCACGCUGGCCAGCCUGCCGGGCAUGCACUGCAUCCCCAAGGAGUCGCAGCUGUUCAUCAGGCUGGCAGGGCGGCCCAACGCGCAGCGCAAGUACCUGGCGCGGUGGGAUGCAGAGGCGGCGGCGGCCGGGUUCCGCGGGUGGGUGGAGAAGACGCCCAAGCACAUAAUGAAGGUGGACGCCAUCUGGAAGGCAGACCCGCGGGCCCGCGUCGUCUUCAUCGUGCGCGACGGACGUGACGUGGCGGCAUCCAUGCUGGACCGGCGGGUGCCGCUGGGCGACAGCCUGGAGCGCUGGGUGGCCGACAACACCCACAUCCUGCCCCACCUGGACGACCCGCGGCUGCUGGCGAUCAAGUAUGAGGACUUUGCUGACAAGGCGGGCGUGCUGGGCGUGCUGCGCCGCCUGGCCGAGUUUGUCGGCGCCGCUCCCGUCGAGGAUGACCGGCUGCUGCUGGCGCUGCAGCCGCCCGUGGGGGUGCUUCCGGCGGGGCACCAGUGUGCGGUGUUUGAGGGCGAGGAGCAGAAGGUGGCUGACCUGACGGCCAGCUACCUGCAGCUGCUGGCGGGGCAGGGGGAGGCGGCCAAGGGCGAGGCGCCACGCGCGGUGUACCACAACAGGUACCGCAGCUGGCAGGCGUCGCGUGCCUGGGCGCCGCAGGUGGAGCCCACCUGGCCGCGGCGGCUGAGCUGCGAGCAGCAGGCGGCUGCCGCCGCCGACGCCGCGGUGCGCAGCAUGCUGCAGCGAUUCGGCUACCCGCUGGAGCGGCCUGGCACCAACAGCACUGCCUGUUUACAGAGCCAGAGCGGCGACGCGGUGGACGCGACCCCCGUGCUUGCCAGGCCUGCCCAGGACCCAGCGCCGCUGGCCACGGCCUGA
Chlorella variabilis is the source of this 1059-nucleotide messenger RNA. RefSeq lists its product as hypothetical. The transcript is spliced from 2 exons. Bases 1 to 1059 code for a protein of 352 amino acids. The record is from RefSeq and is a predicted model, not a curated record. Lineage: Eukaryota; Viridiplantae; Chlorophyta; Trebouxiophyceae; Chlorellales; Chlorellaceae.